Pseudophryne corroboree (corroboree frog) is the source of this 3446-nucleotide messenger RNA. It is a transcript of the gene GID8, whose product is annotated as GID complex subunit 8 homolog. Gene Ontology annotation, molecular function: protein binding. Gene Ontology annotation, biological process: proteasome-mediated ubiquitin-dependent protein catabolic process; positive regulation of canonical Wnt signaling pathway. Bases 121 to 807 code for a protein of 228 amino acids. The record is from RefSeq and is a predicted model, not a curated record. Lineage: Eukaryota; Metazoa; Chordata; Amphibia; Anura; Myobatrachidae. The transcript has 5 exons. Gene Ontology annotation, cellular component: nucleus; cytoplasm.
GUCAUUGAGGCGGCGCGGCCUCUCGAGCAGGUCAUGUGUGCAAUCCUCGCGAGCCACCGUCACGUGACCAGCGCUGAGAUCUCGGUACGGCGGUGACGUAGGCGCCGGAAGUUCGUUACCAUGAGUUAUGCAGAGAAGCCUGAGGAGAUCACCAAGGACGAAUGGAUGGAAAAGUUAAACAACUUACACAUCCAGAGGGCAGACAUGAAUCGUCUCAUCAUGAACUACUUGGUAACAGAGGGAUUCAAGGAGGCUGCUGAGAAGUUUCGGAUGGAAUCUGGCAUCGAGCCCAGUGUAGACUUGGAGAGCCUAGAUGAAAGGAUAAAGAUUCGGGAGAUGAUUCUUAAAGGACAGAUUCAGGAGGCCAUUGCCCUGAUAAACUCCCUCCACCCAGAGUUGCUGGACACUCACCGCUACCUUUAUUUCCACCUGCAGCAACAACAUCUCAUAGAGCUGAUCAGACAGCGGGAGACAGAAGCUGCUCUGGAGUUUGCGCAGACCCAGCUGGCUGAGCAGGGGGAGGAAAGUAGGGAGUGCCUAACAGAGAUGGAGCGGACAUUGGCACUACUGGCCUUUGACAACCCAGAGGAAUCCCCAUUUGGGGACUUGCUUAACAUGAUGCAACGGCAAAAGGUUUGGAGUGAAGUCAACCAAGCAGUCUUAGACUAUGAGAACCGCGAGUCAACACCCAAACUGGCAAAGCUCCUGAAACUGCUCCUGUGGGCGCAGAAUGAGCUAGACCAGAAAAAGGUCAAAUACCCCAAGAUGGCUGACCUCAGCAAAGGGACAGUAGAAGAGCCCAAGUAACAAAGACUGUCCCAGAAUGUGUGUGACCUCAUUCAUUAUCAGUCUGUGACUGCAGCAUUUUCUACCAGCACGCAUUUUGGACACUUCGUUCCCUUAGACAAUUUCCUUUAGGGCUCUCCCUUUACAGGAACAAGAGCCCAACCAAGAAGCAAAGCUGAAAGGUUAUAAUAAAGUUUAUUGGGUCUGUUAUCCUCAUGGACCGUUCUCUGACCUGGACUACAGUCAAUGCUUUGGAUGCAGGUCCCACCAAUCAGAGGGGAAAUAGGGAGAAAAGUAGUCUAUGCAUUGUACCACAGAAGUAGGGUAAUUUACCAAAAAUGACUACACUCAAGUAAAUAUUUAAUCCACGAAAUAGAUAUUAUUGUAAUCUGCUAAAUAUAUAUUUAUUAAUCCCCAUUUCUACAACAGGUGUCUUUUGAACAGGAUGAUUCAUAAUUAUUAGUAAUAAUAAUAAUAAUUGUAUUGCAAACAAUUAUGUAUUGGUAAUAUUUUCUGUGGUUUACUCUACACCACAAUUAUUGACUUAAUUUAUUUUAAAGCAGUCCCAAAAUUAUAUUUAUGGUUGAGCUAAUGUUAUGCAGAAAUAUCCCCAAUGUUGUUUCUGUGUUCCAGUGACAAGUUAGGAAAAAUGGUGCAUAUUCUGGCUAAACACAGGUUAGCAAGACAGUUUGUGGGAGGCUAGUCAACCAUUUUGUUUGUGAAGGCAAUUGAUUAAGCAGUAUUUGGAUAUUGGUUUAGCGCAUAAAAUUGUGUGCUUCUGUAAUGUCACUGGCGUUGAGUCAAUUGAUUGUCUGCAGUCGAUUAUUAGUUCAGCUCACGUGGUUUCCAUUGAGUAUAGGCUGCAUUCAGUUAUUGUUACCUCACAAAAGGGCUGCCUUUUCUGCAUGACUAGGCUGCACUUUCAUGAGGAUUUGUUUAUGCUAUAAAAUGUCAGUGCAGGUGUCUACAGAUGGAAGAACAUAUAGAAAUACUUAGUACUUAUUUUUUUUUUUUGUUGAUUCUACUUUUAUAACUAACCCUCCUCAUCAUUCUAGGCAUGUUUCAUUUUAGCUGGUUAGAACCCUCUUCAAAUUAUCCUUAUUUUCCCGUUCCAUAAAUGGCUAGAUAUUCUGUAAUCCUGCUGGCUGUAUGUAUGUAUGUAUGUAUGUAUGUAUGUAUGUAUGUAUGUAUAUGCGACAGUGCCAUGUAACUGUUAUUGAAUAUGCCACAAACAAACCCACCUUCUCUGGCAGUAUAAAACUGAAAGGACAGUGAUGUUUGUAACUGAAUCUAGACAUCAAGCAAAGUUCAGAAAGACUGUAAUCAAACAUACAGUAUACCAUGCAUCUACCAUCAUGACCUGCCAGUUCAUCCCUGAAGGAGUUAAAUAUUGCAUCAUGUAUGAAACAUAGGCACACCCUUUCAAGUGAUUUGCCCUAUUGUGCUGGAUGCAGGUGUUAUUACCAACCGGGAAGCGACAGGUUCUCAGAAUAGAAACGGAUUUAGCCAAAGCCAUACUUUCGUGGUAGAAAUUAUUGUGACAAAUGCUUAGCUGACGUGGGAAUUUGUUUAAUAUUCCUGCCAGCUCUAGAACACACUGGUCUACGUAUUCAGAUUUAUUUACUUUGUUUUAUCGUUUUUGUUAUGUGUGGGUUUUUUUUUUUUUUUUUUUUGCCGGGGAGGGACUCUUCUUCUUUUUUUUUUUUUUUUUUUUUUGCUCUCCUUCAGUGUUGGGCAGACAUUGCCCAUUGUUUUUGUGGCCAAUACUUCACUAUGAAUUGCAGCCAUCCACAGAUUGAACCUGCAAACCUCUUUGAUGAACACUGAUUCAGGUUGUAGUGAGUGUGGAUGGUUUUCUGUUUUACUCAGUCUGCCUCAUUUUGUCACAUGUUCAGGUUAAUAACAAGGACUGUUCUGCCAUCAAAGUGAUGUAAUUACAUAAGAUGCCCCUGUUCUCUACACAGACAAUAGAGGUGGCCACUUUGUGGGUUGGGACAAAAUGUAUGAGAAUGCAGCCUAUUUAUGUAUAAAGAGUAGUGGAGCUGCUAAGAUUCAGUGCCUCAGUGAUAUCACUGGUUUCUAGUGAAUUUAUAGACUGUUUUUGGAGAGUGAAUGAGUAUAUAUAGCUUUUCCCACUGUGUGCACAUGAGGUACUUAGGGGAGGUCAUUGAUUCCUAGUGAAGGUUGCAGUCUUGUGAAUGUUUUGUUUCCCUCAAAAUGGUUGCCUUCACUAUGUGUAGGGGAUAGUUAUAAUAUGGCACCCGUUAUGUGAUUACACUUCACAGAUCUGUUUCCUAUUCAUCUGUUCUGUUUCAAAAGAAAGGUUUCUUGCAUUGCUUGAUUAGGGUUAGUUGGUUGAAAACAUUCUUCUACUCGCACAACUGUUAGGUCAAUAAAUAUCUACAAACAUGGCUUUUAUGGGACAGGUCAUGCCAGUCUGGAUCUUCAUUACCACAUCCAGUGCAUUGAUCAGUUGGAGAAUAUUGGGUGGCUUUCCUCUGUGCUGGAUAAGUGAAUUACAUUGUACAUAGCAGUAUGCCUUUGUAUAUAGUUUUACAUUCUUGCAGGUUGAAUACAUUGAUAUGUGUGUGUGUACUGUGCAUUAUACUUGGGAGAGGUUAGUCAAAUGUUUUGCAAUUAAAAUUUCUGAAGACAUAAAA